This is a messenger RNA of Dendronephthya gigantea, 2591 nucleotides long. RefSeq names its product homeobox protein PKNOX1-like. Lineage: Eukaryota; Metazoa; Cnidaria; Anthozoa; Malacalcyonacea; Nephtheidae. Gene Ontology annotation, molecular function: DNA-binding transcription factor activity, RNA polymerase II-specific; RNA polymerase II cis-regulatory region sequence-specific DNA binding. The record is from RefSeq and is a predicted model, not a curated record. The transcript has 5 exons. Bases 255 to 1745 code for a protein of 496 amino acids. Gene Ontology annotation, biological process: regulation of transcription by RNA polymerase II.
UGCCAGUCAAUGUCUUGUUCUGUAUUUAUAACAAGUAAUUGUUUCUUGAAUAUAAAAUAGUUUCUAGCGUGUAAUUUACACGCUAGUUAUACAUUUUUUGGCGUAGUGUAUGUAAUAUAUAUAAAAGCAUAAUAAAGUGGAUUAAUUAAAAUCUUACUUUAUAGUUGUGUGCGUAUUAUGAAAUAUUCUACGCACAUGUUCGGUAUGUUACUAGUAACAAUUCUCUUCCUCUCGUUUGAAGACAAAGAUAAAUUAUGGACGGAAUCACCGCACGGCUUGGAAGCAAUCUUGCUGAAGGGGAGAACUCGGUUUCACCUGAAUUUCCUCAGUUUGUUCUCCACGAUAAACCGCCUCCUUCUUACGAGGAAUCACAACAACAAAAACAGCAACAACACGGCGCGUUUGCAAAUGAAACUAGCGAAGUCUCGCAAGCAGAUAAACUUGCGAUAUACCGUCAUCCAUUAUUCCCACUUCUUGCCAUGUUGUUUGAUAAAUGUGAAUGGGCAACAGGAAGCCAGGAGGGUCCAAGCAGUCAAGCUUUUCAAAAUGAUAUAAGAUCUUUCUUAUUACAUCUUGGACAAGACGGCAAAUCGCUCAUGUCUGGCAAUGAUGAGACGGAUAGUUUGAUGGUAAAGGCAAUUCUGGUCCUUAAGAUUCAUCUGUUGGAAAUUGAGAAAGUGAAUGAACUAUGUAAAGAUUUCUGUCAGCGAUACAUUGCUUGUUUGAAAGGAAAGUUGCAAACAGAAAACAUGUUAGGUAUUUUCUCAUCUGGCUGUGAUGAUAUUAUGAGUAGUAUAUCAAAUGACUCUUCUGCACAGCUGAAUCAACUUCAAGGCAGUUUGGCAUAUCUUAGUCAAUCAACAUCAAGUUCAUCAAUAGCUGCUGGGAGGUCAGACUCUGUGAAAACUUUUAAUGAUCAACUAUCUCCUGCAUUACAAACCACUGAAGUACCAACUUUACCAACAAUGGUUUUAACCAACAGUACCAAUCAGAGUAAUAAUACCAUAUUUGGAUCAUCACUUCCAGCCCUUGAUGCACAAUACAAAUCACCUGUAUCAGGGACAUCGAAUCAGUCACUUCGUACAGUACCAUUAUCAAGUUUAUCACCAUCACCACCUAACAAGAAACAAAGACGUAGUAUAUUGCCAAAGCAUGCAACAAAUACAAUGAAAGCAUGGCUUUUCCAACAUAUUGCGCAUCCUUACCCAUCAGAAGAGGAAAAAAGAAUUUUGGCUCAUCAGACAGAUCUUUCUCUGUUGCAAGUGAAUAACUGGUUCAUUAAUGCCAGACGAAGGAUACUACAGCCAAUGCUGGAGUCAAGUAAUCCUGAAACUGCAUUCAAGUCUAAGAAAUCUAAACCUAACCAAGCUCGUCUAGCUCAAAGAUUUUGGCCAGAAUCAUUAGUGCAGACAAUUCAAGGUGGAACAACAAGUGCAGUGCAGUUUCCACAACAAACUGUGCAUAUAAUAUCGAAUGAUAUUAAAGAUGGUGUGCCUAUCGCUGUUGUAUCGAACAAUAAUCCUCUCGUCUCGACUGGGAUACCAAUCCAAUGCGUUCAGUCUGAAAAACUACCCGUUUUAACAAUGUUAACUUGUCAAACACAGGCACUCAAUGACACAGACUUAGUAACUGUUGCGAAUAACAAUAAUUCACUUGCUAAUGCUGAUAAAGCGAUGACCACGAUUUCUCUGGAAAGCGGUAGUGAUAUUGCGGAUACGGCUAAAUCAGACGUUGUUUCUGGGUAAGAACAUACACAGCACUACAGUGUCUGUCAGUGACGUAACUCAAUGUCUCAAUCAUACAGAUGAAACACUUCAAAAUCCAGUAUCUGUAGUAUUACGAUAUUUGGUAUUUUGGAAAGACCAAUAUUUUAUAGUUAUACCAGACUGAUUCAUAUUUUAUUCUUACCAAGGUAGCAGGUCGAAAAUAAGAAUUGUUUAUGAUGAGUCGGGAUGAGUCGGUUUUACCGUUUGUCUGUAUUCUAGAGCUCACUUAUAGGUUAUAGUUAUACUGAUCCAAAUAAGUACAAAUUUAGCCGUAAAUACCCGACUUGAAUAAAUCAAUUUGGGCUAUAGCUAUAUAGGCUAUACUGGGACUUUGUUAGUUUCAGUGUUUCUCUCAGUCAAAAAGUGUUAGGAGGAUUUAUUUAUUGUUUUAGAAUACAGGCAAUGAGUGUCCAUUUAGAAGGGAGUAAAAAAACAACUAACACUAUAGUCUACACGUUUACUUGUUCUAACCUUUUAAAACAGCAAACUUAUUUGUUGAUUUACUGUGUUCUUUUUGACUCUUUGUAACAACGUACCACGUCCAAUUUAGUAUUUGGUACCUAUUUAACAUUGAUAUUGUUAUUGAUAAAAAUAUUUUUUGUUUAUAUGUUUUCAAUCGAGAUAAGCAGCAAUGCGACCAUCUGGGCAUCUGUUGUGUAAUUCGCUCUCUUACCACGUAAAAUUAUGUUUAUACUGUGAAAAGUUGAGUUACGGUAAUAUUGAAAUUUUAUUCCAAAUGUUAUAACUGCUUUCAACUUACGCGUUUUUUAUACGCACGUACACGUACGGAAAAUUUUAAUUGCUUUUAAUUUUUUAUUAUUUAAC